UCUUCCCCAUUCCACCAGGUACUCAGAACACCCAAGAAGCCCGCAAUUACGCGGGUACUCGAUCCCGGGCUUACGUAAUGGUAGUUGGGAAAGGGAGUGGUGAUCUUCAUGCGGGCUACCCUUGGAUUUGAGCAGGAAAUUAUGCGUGAAGCUUCUGAGACCCUCUCCGAUGCCGAGAAUGCCGCGUACGAGCAUCAACGACGCGCCCACCGUACUCAUUCGUACCAAUCUCCCAUCUUUCCGCCUGGUACUGAGUAUGCAGUUUGUCUGGCUGAGGCGCAAUUGAUGAGCGCGAUUGUGGGGGUCUUGAAUGAGAGUUUGACGGAGGCGAUCAAGAGCUUCUAUAAACUGAGGAAGGCGUACUUGACACUGGAGGGUGUUAUGGAUGCUGAGAGGAAGUUCUUAAGAGAGAGGAGUGUGAGCUCUUUGAAUUCGACAAGGUCCGAGAAUUCGACGAGUCCGACACAGGGUGGGAGCCCUCUCACGGUUCCUAAGCUUGGACAGUCUGCAGCAGGAUCUUCUACGAGUCUAUGCAAAGAAGUUAAGGAGGAGGCGAAGACGGAUGUUAACGAAGAGAAAGGGAAAGGAGGCGGAGAUGAGGACGGCGAAGACUUCGACUUCGUUGAUGCUGAUGAAGAACGCCAGGACCUCGAGACUCCAGUUGAGUAUAGGGGACAUCUGGGGAUACCAACGGAAAAGGGAGAAACAGUUGACAUGGACACCGUAAAACGGGACCUCGACCUCAAAUCCAGUGCCGCACCUAAUUUACCCUCCGAACCGUCUGAUUCAGUCCCGGACCCCGGAGAAGACUUCGCCGGGCUCACUGCCUCAGACACUAUCCAAGCAAGCGAUGAUUUAGCUCUAUACGGAGAUCACCCCGUAGACGUAUUCAUCAUCUCCGGUGCCAAUUUCUGCUUCGGCAUCCUUCUUUUAUUAAUAUCUCUUGUCCCACCAGCUUUCGCAACACUGUUGAAAAUCGUAGGCUUUAAGGGCGAUCGUGAACGCGGUAUUCAAAUGCUGUGGCAAGCCACCAAAUUCCACAACAUCCACGGCGCGCUGGCAGGCCUUGUUCUCUUCGGCUUCUACAACGGUCUGGCUGGAUUCUGCGACAUCAUUCCCCAACGAGGCGAAGGUUCGUACCCGAAGGAACGGUGUAAAGUGCUGUUAGUGGAGAUGAGGAAGAGGUACCCUAGGUCCCAUCUCUUGCUUCUCGAAGAAGCGCGUAUGCUGGCGAGUGAGAAGGAACUCGAAGAUGCGGUUGACUUCAUGGCUAAAUCGUCCGAGUCCCCGCUAAAGCAGCUGGAAGCGUUACGCUGGUUUGAGAUGAGUCUAAAUGCAAUGAAUCUGCAUGAUUACGAGGGCACGUCCACGGCGUUUCAGACAUGCAUCAAACUGAACAACUGGAGUCACGGAUUGUACUACUACAUCAGCGGCGCCGCGCACGUAGAAUUAUACCGUCGCAACAAGACUGCGAAUCCAGACAAGGCAAAAGAGGAGAAAGCCAAAGCCGAAGACCUCUUCAAGAAAGUCGUGCCCAACACCGGCAGGAAGAAAUUCAUGGCGCGCCAACUCCCUUUUGACGUCUUCGUGACCCGCAAGAUCCAGAAAUGGGAGCAGAGAGCUAAGGACUGGGACUGCGAAUUGAUCGAUGCCGUAGGUGUUAGCCCUAUAGAGGAAAUGAUAUAUUUCUGGAACGGGCUUAAGAGGAUGAAAACGAGACAUCUGCAAACCUCUCUCGAUAAUCUCGCGUGGAGCGAAUCCGAGCAAAACCCCUAUUGGGAGAAAGAAGGGCUGGAUGAAAAAGGGAUUCUGGCCUUGUUGCGUGCGGCUACGUUACGUAGUAUGAACAAUACGGAUAAGGCGAAAAUGGUCCUCAAGGAAGAGAUCCUCGCCCAUGACAAGACGCUGUUCAAGGGACACUUGAAGGAUUCGUGGACGGCUCCAUGUGCAAGAUACGAGAUGGCAGCGAAUCUUUGGAGGGAGGUGGAUAGGGAUGCGAUGCCGGAGAGUGAUAAGGAGAAGUUGGAGGAAUGUAGGGUUUGGUUGGACGAGGUUGGGAGGUGGGAGAGUUAUGAUUUGGAUGCCAGGAUUGGGAUGAAGGUUACGACGGCGAAAGCCACACUUAAGAGGUAUGGUGUUGAGAGUUGAUAGCUGGAUAGAAGUAUUUUGCCAGGUAUCCCGAUUGAUUACGUGGGAAAGCAGGCUUUUUAAUACAAUCGAAUAGAAAUAUAGAGUUUCGGCACUUUCUUGAUUAUUAC
This is a messenger RNA of Lindgomyces ingoldianus, 2258 nucleotides long. RefSeq lists its product as uncharacterized. The transcript has 3 exons. NCBI's taxonomy places the organism in Eukaryota, Fungi, Ascomycota, Dothideomycetes, Pleosporales, Lindgomycetaceae. Gene Ontology annotation, cellular component: cytosol; nucleus; mitochondrial outer membrane. The record is from RefSeq and is a predicted model, not a curated record. The coding region runs from base 109 to 2148 and encodes 679 amino acids.